AUGCCCAAUCAACAUAAACCACUCCCACCUGAGACCCCCGAGUUGCGGACGUUGAUCGAGUAUUAUUGGAGAAUGAAGCACAACGACAGGUAUAUUCUGGAGCAACUAAAGAAACAUCAUAUUGAUCUCUCCCGGUACGGACUUGAAAUCAAAGCCUUUCGGAAACUCCGAGAGCGAAUGGGUUUCUUUCGGGUUCGCAAGCAGGGUCACACUGUCGAUUCAAUUAUGGGCCCUAUUGCGAGAAUCCGUAUUGUGUAUCCUCGUGCCGGUGCCCGUGACAUGGUGAACUUGCUCUUUCAUGAAGAGGACAUUCUGGUUCCACGGAGUGUUGUGAUCGAAUACUUUCUCAUUCCCUUAGUAAGCCAGAGCGAUCCUGGCUCUGAGAACGUCGGAAUCGCAAAUGGACACACAACGCUUCGCCAUCUCCAUGAUCCUGACCUUGCUGGAACGUCCCAGCACCGUUACAUGCGUGAGAAGAAAAAUGUCAUGCCCGAGAUCACUUGGAGCAUGAUGCGUCGCCGAUUUACGCCCGGGUUCGAAGAUAUCCUCGAUACAGGUGUGGACAACGGAUGGUAUGACCCAGGGAUCGUUCUCGAAUCUCUUAUAUUUCGUUGGGUUUUCAUCCCCUGGCUUCAAGCCGAGCUUGAAGCGUACCAAAAACGCGUGAAUAUGACUGCCAAGCAUCGUGAUCGCAACAAAAUCCUGCCUCAUGGUGUUCCGCAGCACAUGUUGGAAUUCCCAGAGGAGUACGCGAUUUUGGACUUCAAGGUGAAAGUCAAUCAAGCUCACAUUGACACCGUACAAGAGCAGUACGCCCCACCAGCUCACGACAUCUUCCACCUUGUGCCGCCGGAUUUUGCUGAGUACAUCAGCAGGUUCUAUGCCGACCUUGGAAGCCCCCCAGUGACCCGACAAACAUGCUGGGACGUCUAUAGGCAACUCCUGCGAUGCUUUGAGGAGCUAGAUCAGCUCCCGGGCACCGCGGGUCCCAGUGUGGACCAGAUCUGGGGUUUUGCUCUUACGCAAGCUGCGGAUCAAUAUUGUGACAAGAUUCAACCCAUUGCCGGCCUGCGUCCACUUCGAGGAGGUGAAGACGUGAUCGGACAGGAUGGUGCAUACUACAUGGGUUGUCAUAGUUCGGCCACUUUUUCAUCUUAUCAUCGACGAUCCUAUCUUAUCUUGGCACGACUUAUCUUAUCACGGAUCACGGCAUCAGACGCACACGAUUCCACCAUUUCGUACCGAUUCCCAUCGUCGUCUGGGAGUCCGUCCCCUCCCCCCAUCGUACCAUCGUCGCCCGAUCUGGCGCAUCAAAACCAACCCGGGCCCUCCAACCCCUACCUUGCCCUGCCACCGUCUGAAGACGAGAUCCCCGACCUCGACGAACUGCCCUCCAAACAACCACCCUCGCCCCCACCUCACACGCCUGCUCCUACCAUGUCAGGGCAUCACCGCAUCACCCUCGCCGCCAACCCCCCCUACUUCGAUGGCGACAAGUCCAAAUACCUGGGCUUUGUGGACGCGUGCACCACUUACAUCGGUGCCUAUCGAUCGGAGUUCUCGCAGGAUGAGACCAAAAUCCUCUUCGUCCUCUCCUACCUCCGUAACGAGAAUGGCACGAGCUGCGCUGCCUCAAGAUGGGCGAUGAACUGGAAGCAGCACAACUUCGAUGGCUUCCAGGGACUGAAGGCAGGAGUCACAUCAAAGAACUUCCUGGAGGAGCUUCAGAGGGCGUUCGGGGACUCCAACGCAGAACAAGUCGCCGCUGCUCGGCUUAUGGCCCUGCGCCAAAACAAACGGUCCUUUGCGGACUACAUCUCCGACUUUGAGAUGUUGGCCGCGGAUGCAGGCUACAAUGUGGUCGACACCACCGACGACAAAGGCGAAUACAAGAAGGGGGACCAGGAUAAUAUCCUCAUCGAGUUCCUGGAGCGCGGACUCAGCAGCGAGAUCGCCAGUCGUCUCUACAACACCGCUGUCCCUCUGCCCAAGGCCUAUGGAGCGUUCAAAGCCUGGUGCAUCAACAUCGAAGCCAACGCUCUGCGUGACCAGCUGUGCAAAGCGUCGUAUGGGCACCCCACACAACGACCACCUCCCCAGUUCCGUCCCCAAGCGGCACCAGUGGCGCCCACACCCGCUCCGGCCCGACCCGCUGCCAACGAACCGGUUCCGAUGGAAAUCGAUCGUACCCACGCCCGCGGCCGCAAUAUCAUCUGCUACAACUGCCAGCAGCCUGGGCACAUUGCGCGGAACUGUCCGGAACCAAGGAAGAAGCGCACCUUCUUCAAUCGGGCCACGAUGCUUGAAGAGAUCGAGAACGGGGACAAGGACAACGAGUUCCUCAAGGAGAUCGCCGAGAAGCUGCGCGAGAAGGGUUUUUGA
Messenger RNA from Mycena citricolor, 2382 nucleotides. The record is from the annotation of a GenBank genome assembly. NCBI's taxonomy places the organism in Eukaryota, Fungi, Basidiomycota, Agaricomycetes, Agaricales, Mycenaceae.